This is a messenger RNA of Bradysia coprophila, 1176 nucleotides long. Its product is annotated as fatty acid hydroxylase domain-containing protein 2-like. Gene Ontology annotation, molecular function: oxidoreductase activity; iron ion binding. Gene Ontology annotation, biological process: lipid biosynthetic process. Lineage: Eukaryota; Metazoa; Arthropoda; Insecta; Diptera; Sciaridae. The record is from RefSeq and is a predicted model, not a curated record.
CAAAGUUCACAGUUGAUACGACAUAUUGACUGUGUAUAGGUGACAUAGUAUACUGAAUUAGUUUAAAUUUAAUUUGGUUUUGCUAACAGACAUAGAAAACAAAACUCACUACCAGUUAACAAGUCCAAAAAUAUGUGAUGAUAAGAUAACAAAACGACUGUUAAUCAAAUCAAGUCACCGUAGCGCAUAUAUACGAAUUCAGUAUUAUUGUGCAACUGAUAGACAUUUGUUCUUCUCUGUAUAGUUAAGAGCGUUUGGAAGUUUGAAAAUUUGUCUUACUUCUAACAUGGAGUUAACUUGGAUGCAAGUUCAAUGGAACAAAGUUCUUGAGUUUCACGGUCAUGACGCGUUCAACGUUCGUGUCUACGGGACCUUUGUCGUUUCAAUGAUCAUUUACUGGGGAAUGGGAGGACUUUUCACCAUUGUGGAUUACACCGGCAAACCGAAAUUCAUGAUGAAAUACCGAGUUCAGGAGAACGUCAAGACUUAUCCUAUUUCGAAGGAGCAAUUACAUGACCUUGUUAAAGUAAUUCUGCAGAACCAACUUCUCGUUUUCGUUUUUGCCAUUGGAAACUUCUACUUGGAUGAAUAUCGAGGUCGUAAAAUGGCUAUUGAACUACCGAGUCUUCUCACAGCCGUUUGUCACUUAAUCUUUUUCCAAAUGGUGAGGGAAGUGACUUUCUACUACUCUCACCGCCUUCUUCAUCAUCCCUCAUUGUACAAAUGGAUUCAUAAAAAACAUCACACUUGGACGUCACCGGUUGCAAUUGCAGCUGCUUAUUGCCAUCCAGUCGAGCAUAUCUUUUCUAAUGUCAUUCCCAUUGCUUUAGGGGCAAGUAUCUUGAAUUCUCACACAAUUCUUUUAUGGACUUACACCGUCUAUGCAACGAUAGAGACGCUGACAGUUCACAGUGGUUUCCAUUUACCACUGUUGAAAUCACCGGAGUUUCACGAUUUCCAUCAUUUGAAAUUUAACUGUAAUUAUGGAGUGAAUGGUCUUAUGGACAGGUUUCACGGAACCGAUUCUCUGUUUCGUAAGUCAAAGCAAUUCAUCCGUGACAAACGCACGUUCACUGCUACACCUAUUAAAGUCCUCAUCCCUUAAUUGGUUAUUUGUGUCACGUGAUUGAUUUAAGGGUUAAGUCGAUGGGGAAAUAAAGACUUUUUGGUGUACAA